This is a messenger RNA of Fraxinus pennsylvanica, 324 nucleotides long. The record is from the annotation of a GenBank genome assembly. NCBI's taxonomy places the organism in Eukaryota, Viridiplantae, Streptophyta, Magnoliopsida, Lamiales, Oleaceae.
AUGACCAGUCUGUUUAUGUGUAUCAAUUGCCCCCAGCUCAAAUUGAACAUAUCAGAAAGUGAACUGCAACAGAGAGGAAAGACUUUUACACUACAUGCAGCAAAAUCUGGUGGCUUCUCAUUGAAAUCAAGGCCAAGGUGCAAUAGAAUGUUCAGGAUGCUAAUAAAAGGUGAGCUCAUAUUUAUCCUGGGAACAGGAAAUAACAAAAAGAAUGGGAACAUUUUCGAGCGCUGGAAGUGCUUUGAGUGCCAAGGAUUUGGAGUCGAGAGCUGUCCUGCUCGUGGCAAAGUAGGAUUGACUCCAGAACAACGUGGACAAAGAUGA